Ectocarpus siliculosus is the source of this 2409-nucleotide messenger RNA. NCBI's taxonomy places the organism in Eukaryota, Phaeophyceae, Ectocarpales, Ectocarpaceae. The record is from the annotation of a GenBank genome assembly.
AUGUCUCUUGCAGCUCGGGAAUCCGGCUUGGUGACAGGGACGAGCGCCAACCCGGCAGGUCCGACGAGAGCGGGCGUGACCCCCACGCUCUCGAGGGAAACGCUGCGGUGGGUGCAGAGCUUGGACUUGGCCUAUUCCGUCAAGAACGUCAAGCGCGAUUUCUCCAAUGGAUUCCUGGUGGCCGAGAUAUUCAGCCGGUACUACGACAAGGACGUCCGCAUGCACGGUUUCGACAACGGAACAGCCACGAGGGUCAAGAGAGAUAACUGGGGGCAGCUCACGAGGUUCUUCAAGAAGGUGGGACUCUCCGACCUGACAACUCCCGAAGAGGUUAACGCCAUCAUUCUUGCGGAAGAGGGCGCCGUAGUAGCCUUUAUCAGCCGUGCCUACGAGAGGCACGGGGCUGCAGGUAGUGCGGACGGCGCUGAAGGGGGCCGAGCUUUCGGACGUGGAGGACGAAACGGUCCAGAGGGCCGCGGCGCGGACAGAAAUGAACAAGUGGAACUCCCGAAAGUAUCCGUCCGAGAGAUACAGGUGAAGCAGGUGGACCGGAACAUCGCCCAUCUGCGUGCGAACCAAGACAUGGCGUCGGGUGCGGGAAGCGGAGGCGGCCCGGCGUCGGUGGGCGGCGGUGGGGGGGGUGCGCCGCGCGGGGUGAUGAGCAGGGCCAGCAGCAACGCCAGUGAGCCUCGACCGCCCUUGGGAGCCCCAUCUUCCGUGGGGAGGGGAGGGGUCGCGCUAGAGGGGGCGGUGGCAGUGAUGAACGCCUGCGUUCUUCGGAGAAUAUCGGAGGCGGAGCUGGGCGGAGACCCGAACACGGACCCGUCCGAUUCUUUCGCGGCGGCGCUGCUGUCUCUCGCGGCCGGGGACGGUGCGAACACUGGAGGAAAAGGGUUCUCGGAGAGCGCGGCACUAACGGUUCUCUCCGAACUAGGAGCUCAAGCGCACCAAAUCGCGGAUGCUGCGCUGUUCAGCCCGAAGCAGUACUGGAGGGCGUCCGCGCUUUUGUGCUCGCUCCUGCUGGGGUUGCCGGGGGACUCCGCAGCUUUCACGGCGGCAGCGGCGGCUCUCAGGGCGAUCGGAGUGCAGUGCUCGGGGCGGGAGCCGUCUACUUCGUUUCAUCUGUUCUGCGACUUCACGCUGCCCAGGCUGGCCCCCGCUUUGGCCGCUGAUGCCUCCAAGCGCCCGAAGAUUCUGAGAAUUUUCUACGCGUUUGUGUCCGCCGGCGUUUUCGCUCGCGUUCAGGCCAUAAAGCGUCUACAAGAAGCGCUGCCCGAUGGAAACGCCUUCCUCAGCUCGCUGUCCUGCCUCGCACACGAAGAAGACGAGUUUGACGGGCCGUUGCUGGACUUGUACCUCCACUACUGCUCGGUGGGACUGGGUUCUCCGUCCUCCGGCGUGCGCGCCGCUUGCGUUGGGAUGUUGGGGCCGCUGCUGCUGCGGUCGUCGGAGUCAAUGAGAGACUUCUUGUCCACCAUGAUGAAGAUGGCGCAUGAGGAUCCCAGCUGGGAGGUACAGGCUCAGGUGGUGGUUGCGUCCUGCGCGGUUCUCGAGGCUUUCCCUCACGACUCUGAUCGACUUGGUGAUGAGAAAACAACGCUCCUGUCGACAAUUGCGAAAUGCCUUCACCCGGCGGCGCCCGCUGAGGUUCGGAAGAUUGGGCUCUCCGCGGUGGCGCCGGUGAUGUCACGCUCGGUGUCCACCCUGCCGCCCGUGUUCAUCUCGGUGCUCGUGUCUCUGGCACCCACCGACAGAGAGGCCAUGCUCGGGCUGGUCGACAAGCCAGUGUCCCCGACAACGCCUGGCGAGGAGGAUCGCCUUCGGAUUGAAACCCAGAACGGCACGAUCCGUCUGUUGCCGCUCCCGUUGGAGUGGGACAGCCUCGCCGUUGCCCGAGCGCUGUCGGAAGAAGUGGAGGGAGAUCAAGACGUCGAUAUCGGCAGUCCCACGGGCUUGGCAUAUAUGCAGGUCCUGGCGGCGUGCGUGGCGUCCCAGUGCAACCGUGAAGGAGAUGCGGGGCUGGAUCAAGCUCCGCUGGGUCAAGAGUGGGUCGAGGUCUUCGAACGCCUGGGACACCGCGUCUUCGAGGCCUUGUUCGACCCCGAGGGCGUCGCUUUGGCGUUGAGGGUGCUCAGGAGCUUCCUGCACGGCUCGCAGCUCCGCGACGCUGCCCUCAGGGAGGGUGGAUUCGUGGGCGCACUCCAGGCCAUGUACUCUAGCGAGGCGGGAGACAAAAAGUGCGCGGUCGCGGUCGAACAAUUUCUGCUCGAGACUCACGCGAUGGGGGAGCCGUUUUCUUCCGCCGUGGAAGGCGUCAUCGCCCGCACCGAGGGUCUAAUGGACGGCAGCGCCGUCGUUGGGGAGCAGCUUUCCGACAUUUGCCGCGAAAUUGUGACCCGGGGGGAGUGA